Molecule: messenger RNA, 651 nt
Organism: Dovyalis caffra
Lineage: Eukaryota; Viridiplantae; Streptophyta; Magnoliopsida; Malpighiales; Salicaceae
Source: the annotation of a GenBank genome assembly
AUGACGGCCUCUAUCGCUCUAAGGAGAGCCGCCGCUUCUCCUCUGUUUUCGAAGCUCACAGGCCCUGUACGUUCUGUCUCUGUUUUUCGUUCCUUCAACACUGACUCUCAGUCUCAGGUCACCACAACUGGAGGCAAUGCUCCAGCUGACUAUGGUAGUGUUGAGCUUGAUAGCCGAAGCUCCUCUGAUCGUAGACCUGCUCAACGUCGUGAUACUACUCCAAGUUUCUUCUCUGAUGCGUUUGACCCAUUUUUCCCAACGAGGAGUCUAAACCAGGUCCUGAACCUAAUGGACCAGUUCUUGGACAACCCUUUCCUCCCUGCAUCUCGUGGUGCUGGAGCUCCUUUAUCAAGGAGAGGUUUUGAUGUGAAGGAGGACGAGAAUGCUCUUUGUAUGAGCAUGGACAUGCCUGGGCUUAGCAAAGAGGAUGUCAAGGUCAGCGUGGAGCAGAAUACCCUCGUCAUCAAAGGCGAAGAAGCGAAGGAAGGCGAUGAGAGUGGAAGGAGGUACAGUAGCAGACUCGAAUUGCCUUUAAAUCUUUACAGGCUUGAUGAGAUUAAGGGUGAAAUGAAGAAUGGUGUUUUGAAGUUAGUGGUGCCUAAGGUGAAAGAGGAGGAGAAGGAGAAUGUGCACGAGGUUAAGAUUGAGUGA